AUGGUGCAACUGUACCUGGACGUGCCGAGCACUCUUGAUAAGGCGGCCAAGACGUUUGAGGCGUUGCGUGAGUGCACGUAUGCAACGAAAUCACUAGGUUCUUCGGGUCAAACCGAGAUCAUGACCUGCGACUGUGGGAAAACCGCCGGCUCAGACGAGGUUAUGUGCGGCGACAACUCGGACUGUAUUAAUCGCCUUACGUCCAUCGAGUGUAUUGGUGAUCGGUGCGGGUGUUCAGGAGAUUGUGGCAAUCGUCGCUUCCAGCGACACCAGCAUGCCCAGGUCGAUGUUUUUGGUGCGGGACCCAAAGGGUUUGGUGUACGUGCUCUGGCAGACAUCAAGGCUGAUGGGUUCAUUUACGAGUAUACGGGCGAAGUUGUUGACCAGGCACGUUUCCUGCGUCGUAAGAGGCAAUACGAACAACAGGGUAUCACGCACUUUUACUUUAUGAUGUUGCAAAAGGACGAAUUCAUCGAUGCAACCCUCAAGGGGUCCAUCGCCCGCUUCUGCAAUCACUCUUGCUCGCCAAAUGCCUAUAUCGACAAGUGGGUUGUGGGUCCCAAGCUGCGUAUGGGGCUGUUUGCCAAACGCGAUAUCGCUGCCGGCGAAGAAAUCACCUUCGAUUACAAUGUUGACCGUUAUGGCGCAGCUGCGCAACCCUGUUACUGCUAUGAAGCCAACUGCACCGGCUGGUUGGGCGGCAAAACACAAACAAACGGUCUUGCUUUGCCUCCGCUUGUUGCAGAUGCAUUAGGUCUCACUAUUGAAGAAGAAGAGGAGUGGCAAUCCCAGUUCCCUAAAAACCAGAAGCGUAAAGAUCUGGAUGCAGAGCUAGCGGAAAGUUUGCCGGUGAAGCCCCUGGAUGUCCAAGACGUUUCGCGACUUAUGGCAGCUUUAAUGCAACAGAAGGCUGAGCCCUGGCUCUCUCGAAAGCUCGUUGAUCGUAUUUUCGUUUCCCAGGACCAGUCAGUUCACAUCGAAGUCAUGAGAAUGCAUGGCUAUGAGAUUUUUGCUUCGCUUUUGACUUUGCAUAAUGCUGAGGAGAAACUCGCUGAAAAGGUGUUGCAAACUCUGGCUUGCUGGCCCCAGAUGACGAGAAACAAAAUCUCAUCCUCCAAAAUCGAAGGGGUGGUCAAGGGCAUUGCCGAAUCAGCAGAGGAUUCUGGCGUUCAGGAGCAGGCAAGAGAACUUUUGGAUGCCUGGAGUGCCCUGCAAAUGGCAUAUCGAAUCCCCCGACGUGAGCGUGAUGCCAGUAAAGACGCGGCCUCGGAAACUGAAACCACGGCCAGUGUGCCUGACAGCCCCAAGCCCACGCCGGUUUCACGCAAUACACAAGCACGCCUACCACCAGGCUGGGAACAGAAAACCUCUAGCAAUCGCACAGUUUACUACAUUAAUGCGAAAACGCAAGAAACCAGCGACCGAGUCCCUGAUCAGCGGGAACUGAAGCGCUUGAGAGAAGUCCAACGCGAACUGGAGGCCGAAAAAGAACGCGAGGCUGCUCGGCAGGCUUUGCUACGGGAGGAGCGCGAAAAGCAAGCAGAGAUUUUGGACAAGAUCAUUGCCGACGCUGUGGCUGCCGAAGUAAUCAACGUUGAAGCCGAAUCGACUCCCCCGUCGAGCGUUCCGACUCCCGGCGAAGACACCCCGCACGGCAGUAAAAAGCCAGUGUCUCUGCAAAAAAGAUACACCAUUCUUCUUGCAAAGUAUGUGCCCAAAAUAGUUUGGCGCUACGAACCCCAAUUGGGCCGGGAUCGCUGCAAGCGGCAUGCACAUGAUAUUGUCCGCUUGCUGGUUGAAAAAGAGCUAAAGCGUGAAAACUUGGAAGUUCCUGACGAGCUGACCGAUGAAAGAAAGAAGAAGGUCCGGCAUUUCGUUGUUCCUUACAUGGAAAAGGCAUUAGCGCAUUAUUUAAAAAAGGGCAAGCGCGUCGCAGAUGGGAAACCGUCUGAUCUCACUGCCAAAAGGCAAAAGGCUUAG
Messenger RNA from Wickerhamiella sorbophila, 1980 nucleotides. Its product is annotated as Histone-lysine N-methyltransferase, H3 lysine-36 specific. The record is from RefSeq and is a predicted model, not a curated record. NCBI's taxonomy places the organism in Eukaryota, Fungi, Ascomycota, Dipodascomycetes, Dipodascales, Trichomonascaceae. Bases 1 to 1980 code for a protein of 659 amino acids. Gene Ontology annotation, biological process: regulation of DNA-templated transcription. Gene Ontology annotation, molecular function: histone H3K36 methyltransferase activity; protein binding. Gene Ontology annotation, cellular component: chromosome; nucleus; chromatin. The transcript has a single exon.